GUUUUAGCUGUUGGCCAUUUCAGGUUUCUUUUAUGCACUGGGUGAGAUGGAUCCAUUGUAAUCUUUUUAUUGGUGCAUUAGAUGUGCCGAAGGGAGAUCAGUACCUAUGAGUCCUUUCUGUGCCAUACUGACUGAACAAUCUUCACAAUGGCAGUUUAAAUACAUACUAAACUGCUGACUGGUUUUAGACUUCCCUUAAUUUUUCUGAUGACAUGGAGUUUUUGAUGAGCAUUUCUGAUGAGGUGGUCUGUAUUGAUUUGCCCUUUUUAAUGCAGCAAAUAGGUACCUAUGCAUUUAUUUGAAGUCUGUAAUGGUAAUCUGUUUUCUGUUGAUGCAUUGGGAGUUUGGUCUGCAGGAAAACCACUUGAAAUCACUUACGCAUAUGUACUUCAGUAGCCUAAAUGUGACAGAUUGUAGGAGUGGUGGUUAUUUCAUCGUCAUCAAUUUAAGCACCUCCCCCAGUCACAUAUAGACAGAAAGCACUUACAAGCUGAAAUCAGAUCUGCUUCUAAAUGAUUAAUGCUAUGCGUACUGUUCAGUACAUUAUUUGCAGUCAUAGGCCUAUUGCUUAUUAGUGUUGCCAGAUAAAUUGUUGUAAUUUAUACAGCAUAAUCUAGUAAUCUGUAGGGAAACAGACAUCUUGAGCUCAUAUUAAUGUUAAUUUAGGCCUACAGUAAAUGCAAAGUACUUUAGUCAAUUGACUACAAGACACAGAACAGAAGGCAUUCAUUUAAAGAACUGCUGCGUCACACCAACCACAUUUUCCACAUUGACACUUGUUUUCAUAGCCAAGACAAUUUGUGCAUUUUACAUACUCGCUCUACAUAAAAAGAAGAAUUACAACAAUUUUGCUGAUAUGACAGUGAACUUAUUUCAGUUAAUAGUAAAGAGGAAAACAGAAAGGUCUGAUAAAACAACAUAAUGAGCAUAUAUGUAAAAGCAUCUUAAGGCAAGUACAAAAACAAACAAAAAGUGGUAUGAUCUGUCAGUUACAUGGCUACUUUGAGAUUUUUUUUUUUGACUCGUGGUGCCUCCUCUAAUGGGACAGUAUAAAGCAGUGACUGCAUCAGAGCUGCUGAUUCUGAAGUCCUUCAUGCUGCAUUUCACUGUGCUGCUGCUGCUCGGGACAGGGGAGCGUUUGCUUUCGACUCCGCUUCAAAGCCAUGGAUCUUUCAAACGAUAAACUAUAUUCCAUCCGAAAGUGUCUUUUGGUAACUUUACUCCUCGUUUGUUCAUUUCAACUGUCCCGAUCAAAGCGAGUAUUCAAAUGUCCUUCAGGAUGCACUUGUACGACGGAUUCAAUCAUUUGCGUCGGUUCGUCUCUCAUACCGCGGACCAUACCCAGUGACAUCAACUCUCUGAGUAUUGUCAAUUGCAGUUUCACAGAAAUCAAGGAGUCUAUGUUCUCGCUCAUGCCUUCACUGCAGUUACUGCUCCUUAGUUCUAAUUCAUUUUCUGAAAUCAAGGAGGACGCAUUCUCAGGGCUUCCUCAUAUUGAGUAUUUAUUUAUUGAAGGUAACAAGAUUGAAGAGAUAAACAAAUAUGCCUUUAGAGGACUUCGGGGUGUUACACAUCUAUCAUUAGCGAACAACAAUUUAAAAACACUGCCCAGGGGUCUUUUUUCUGAUCUACGCUCUUUGAUUGAACUUGAUCUGCGUGGGAACAUGUUCCAUUGUGACUGUGAGUCCAUGUGGCUGAUGCUGUGGUUGAAACGAUCCAAUGCCACUAUUUCUGAUGUUUAUUGUGCCAGUCCAUCUGGCAUGAAGGGCGUCUUGUUAAAGGAUGUCCCAGAAAAACACAGCAAGUGUGUCUCCACAGAUUUUGUUGAACACCAAAUAGUGAAUACUCAAUCAAUAUCAGCAGAUAUCUUCUUUCACAAAGAUGAUAUAUAUGUCGCUAUGGCAGUUCCAAAUUCAGACAGCUGCAUAAUCAUGGAAUGGGAUCACAUUGAGACUAAAUUCAGGCCUUUUGAUAACAUCACAGGUCGGUCUGUUGUUGGAUGCCGUUCUGUUCUUAUCAACGAGCAGGCAUUUGUCAUUGUUUCCCAACUCUUCGAUGGCUCCCUGGUCUACAAAUAUGACCAAGCACAGAAUAAGUUCACCAAAUUUCAGGCAGUUGAAAUGCUUAACGUGUCCAAGCCGAAUGACAUUGAAGUCUUCCAGAUUGGAGAUGACUGGUUCUUCCUAAUUGUGGACAGUUCCAAAGCUGGAAUGACUACUCUGUUUAAGUGGAAUGAAACUGGUUUCUACCCGUACCAGUUCCUUCAUGAAUGGUUUCGUGAUACCGAUGCAGAGUUUUUUGAUUUACAUGGCAAAUCUGUCCUCAUACUCGUGAGCCGUUCCCAGGUUCCUGUUAUCUACCAAUGGAACAAGAGCACCCAGAAGUUUGUUCUCCAUGAUGAGAUAGCAAAUAUGGACGAAAUUGUCACCGUGAAGGCCUUUAGGAUUAAUGAUGUUCCCUACCUUGCGCUCGCCUGCUACAUCGGUGACUCAAAAGUCAUGAAGUGGACGGGCAAACACUUUGAAGAAGUACAGGGCUUGCCUUCACGUGGCGCCACAGUAUUACAGCCCAUCAAGUUCAAAGAGCAGGACUAUUUGAUUCUGAGCAGUGAUUAUUCUUUCUCCCAGAUCUUCAAGUGGGAUGAGGAAAACCAGAAAUUUAUCAAGUUCAGGGAUGUGUAUGUUCAGUGGCCACGCUCAUUCACAGCACUGUCCACAGACCAGCGUGAUUUUGUGCUGGCCACCAGCUUCAAAGGCAAAACCAAGGUGUUUGAACAUAUUUCGGUGGAUUAUAGCAAAUGAGGCAUAUGGCAUAUUGCUUAGAUAAAACUCUUUUCUUCAAUAUAUGUAUGCAAGUAACUAUAAUAUUUAUGAAUGUACGUAAUGAUUCUUCAACAAAUGCCUACCUUCUGUCUUGCAAAAGCUAUUUAUGCAACAUUUUCUAUAAAGGUUUAAAUAAAUAAUGCUCUGUUGCUUCAUUUAUUCAGACCUUAAAAAUAACUGACUGUUUGAUUAUAUCAGGGCCCUUUGAAAUCAUUUCUUUGUGAUAUAUGAGGUUCACCAAAGGUGCUCCGGCUUCAAUCCAAAAGAGCGUGCACUUGUCAGCUUCAAGCUUAUUCAUCCUAAUGAGCUGAUUUGACUAUAUGCAAGCAUGUUUGUUGGUGCUGAGUAGUGAUAUUAUUCAGUAGAGACCCUCAGUGUUAUUGCCUUUGAUGAAUGAAAGCCUUAGAAAUGUAAUUAUUAAAUUAUUUUUAUUUAUUUUUUUUUAACAGAGGAUGAUCCUUUUAUUACUGUAGCUGGCUGAGGAUAGUACUGGAUGUACAUUUGAAAAUAUAUUAUUGAUAAUAAA
Messenger RNA from Carassius auratus (goldfish), 3348 nucleotides. It is a transcript of the gene lgi2b, whose product is annotated as leucine-rich repeat LGI family, member 2b. Gene Ontology annotation, molecular function: protein binding. Bases 1164 to 2801 code for a protein of 545 amino acids. Gene Ontology annotation, biological process: inhibitory synapse assembly. The transcript has 8 exons. Lineage: Eukaryota; Metazoa; Chordata; Actinopteri; Cypriniformes; Cyprinidae. The record is from RefSeq and is a predicted model, not a curated record.